Dicentrarchus labrax (European seabass) is the source of this 1666-nucleotide messenger RNA. RefSeq lists its product as uncharacterized. Lineage: Eukaryota; Metazoa; Chordata; Actinopteri; Moronidae. The coding region runs from base 10 to 1038 and encodes 342 amino acids. The transcript is spliced from 2 exons. The record is from RefSeq and is a predicted model, not a curated record.
GUAGGUUGCAUGUUCGUUGGCUGUAGUUUUCAAACAAGUAUUUAUGGAACCUUUAAGUCUCAUAAGAGUCGCCGGCACACACCUCACACAUUAUCUGAUUUUCUACCAGGUAUUGUAAAAACAACUACAAUAGCAUCUCCACCAUUAGAUGAUUUGUUUGCUGAUAGCCAGGAUGAGGAGUGUGUGUUAGAGGAAGUUUCUGAUUCUUCACGAGAUCAACACAAUGCACUUCCAAGUGCAAUUGAGCAGCAGCUUGCAGCAGCCUUACUAAAGUUGGAAUAUUUAGUCCACGUGCCAGGUACAGCAAUUGAUGAUUUUUUGCAAGAACUUUACUACUUGAUAAACAUAGCAUCAGUCACAGUAUCUAGAAGUGUUGUGACAGAUAUCCUUAAGCAUCACAAAAUACAAGUUGAUGACUCUGUAGUUACAGAAAUCACCACAGCAGUAUGCUCAUCUAACCCUGUUCCAAAAGCAAUUGAAAAAGGCGGCCCUCUUAGUACUUCAUAUCAACGUAAACAAUUUUAUAAGGAAAAAUUCUGUGUUGUGGAACCAGUUACUUACAUACUUGAUCAUAAAAAGAAACACACCUUUCAGUAUGUCCCACUGUUGAAAUCUUUGCAACAAAUUUUAAAUAAUAAGGCCAUUGUUGAUAAGAUAAUUGAAAAUCAUAGAGGACAGCAGGACACUGAACUUGACCCAUCUCUUGAAUUCAGGUCCCCUGAAGAUGGUUUGCAUUUUAACGCAAACAGCUUCCUAAAUGCAGAGGAGUUACGGAUAACACUGCGUCUGUAUGUGGAUGAUUUUGAGACCUGCAAUCCCCUAGGCACCUCUAGGAAAAAACACAAGCUUUGUGGUGUUUACUGGAUACUAGGUAACCUGCCACCAGGCUCCCACUCAUCUUUAUCAUCUAUUUAUCUUGCAGUGCUUUGCAAAAGUGUUGAUGUAAAAACAUAUGGUUAUGAAACAGUCUUGGAACCCCUUCUUCAAGAUAUUAAAAUUCUCGAGGACUAUGGUGUGUAUGUGCCUUUAUUAGACUGAGACGUAGAAGGAUGAAUGCCCCGACACUUCUCAAAGUCAUCCUGGGUGACAACAGCAGCCAAAGGAUGACUUUUCAAAAUGGACUCCCAGGAUCUGUUAAUGAACUUGUUAGUGAGGUACAAAGACAAUGUGGACUUGACUAUGACUUCAGACUUCAGUUUAUGGAUGCACUAUUUGGAAAUGACUUCAUGAACCUCACUUCAAUGGAUGAAGUACAGGAUAGAGGGACAAUUAGAGUGAUUGCCAUGACAGAUUCCUCAACUCCUCAGUGUGCUAAUAUCCUUCCCACCUCAGCUGCCCAUCACUCCCUUAAUGAAUCCUCAUCCCUGUCCAGUGGAUGUGUUGACACUGACAUACUCUCUUCACCGGAGUCAGAGUCAUCCGGCUCUCGGUCAUCUUGGCCGAGCAUCUUUCGUGUUCCUCAGUUUAGUUAUGAUGCCGAGUUGAAACUUGCGCAGGGCAAUGCAGCUUACAGGGAAAAGGGUACAUUGUUUAUUCCUGAUCCUAAACUGAAGUCGAACAUUCUUGAGGGCCUAGUGCAAGAAAUUGUUAAGUACAAACUUUAUGUUUCUGACAAAGACUUUAACACAGUUGGAGAGGCUCUAAUCUCAAAGCAUCCUUGCCUGAC